AUUCAUGUAACAUUGCGAGAUGAAAAGUUCAUGAAUGAUUUUUUCAGGUAUCUUUAAAACUUUGUGCCAAAUUAGGAUUUUAAAAUUGUCGCAAAUCAUUCAUGAGUCAUAAAUGAAAAUAGUACUAAAUUAAACUGAGAAAUAAGAGAUGGAGCGAGUCAUCCGUCUAAAUUCUCUCUUUCUCUCCCUCUCUCUCUUCCAAUGUAAUAUAUGUAGAUAACAUUAUCGAUUUCAUCUCUUCCUCUACCAUUUUGCACUCUCCUGAUUCAAUCUCAGAGCAAAACAACAAAUACAUAAGAGAUGGAAACCUUUCUGUUCACCUCAGAAUCUGUAAACGAAGGCCAUCCAGACAAGAUCUGUGACCAGGUUUCCGACGCCAUCCUCGAUGCGUGCUUGGAGCAGGACCCAGAGAGCAAGGUAGCCUGCGAGACAUGCACAAAAACCAACAUGGUUAUGGUCUUUGGCGAGAUCACAACCAAGGCGAAGGUGAACUACGAGAAGAUCGUCCGAGACACAUGUAGGGGAAUUGGGUUCGUCUCCGCUGAUGUCGGUCUCGACGCUGACAAGUGCAACGUCCUUGUCAACAUUGAGCAGCAGAGCCCUGACAUUGCCCAAGGAGUUCACGGUCACUUGACCAAGAAGCCAGAGGAAAUUGGAGCUGGUGACCAAGGCCACAUGUUUGGCUAUGCCACAGAUGAAACAGCUGAACUGAUGCCACUCACUCAUGUGCUUGCUACGAAGCUCGGUGCUAAGCUCACUGAAGUGAGGAAGAACAAGACAUGCCCGUGGUUGAGGCCUGAUGGGAAGACCCAAGUGACUGUUGAGUACAAGAAUGAUAAUGGAGCCAUGAUUCCAAUUCGUGUGCACACGGUUCUCAUCUCAACUCAGCAUGAUGAAACUGUGACUAAUGAUCAGAUUGCCAAAGACUUGAAAGAGCAUGUGAUUACACCUGUGAUCCCAGCUGAAUACCUUGAUGACAAGACUAUCUUCCACCUUAACCCUUCAGGUAGGUUUGUGAUUGGUGGGCCCCAUGGAGAUGCAGGGCUCACAGGCCGCAAGAUCAUUAUCGAUACCUAUGGAGGGUGGGGUGCUCAUGGUGGAGGUGCCUUCUCAGGCAAGGACCCAACCAAGGUUGAUAGAAGUGGUGCAUACAUUGUUAGGCAGGCUGCAAAAAGUGUAGUAGCUUCAGGGCUUGCACGUCGUUGCAUUGUGCAGGUUUCUUAUGCAAUUGGAGUGCCAGAGCCACUGUCUGUGUUUGUGGACACCUACAAAACAGGGAAGAUUCCAGACAAUGAUAUUUUGGGUCUGAUUAAGGAGAAUUUUGAUUUCAGGCCUGGAAUGAUUUCCAUCAAUCUUGACCUCCAAAGAGGAGGAAACUUCAGGUACCAGAAAACUGCUGCUUAUGGCCAUUUUGGACGAGAUGAUUCUGAUUUCACAUGGGAGACUGUGAAAAUGCUCAAGCCCAAGGCUUGAUUGAGUUUUCAGCCAAUGGUAAAUUCAGAGGUGGUUAUCUUAUCACAGUAAUCAUCUUUCUGAUUAUUGGGUUUGGAAAAAGAUUAAUAAAAUGAGCUUCACUGAGUACAUGCCUCAAGAUGUGUGUUUCAGCUUGGAUAAGAAGUGAGAGCAGAUAUGUGCACAAUAGGAGCAUGCGGCAUUAGCUAUCUCUUUCAAUUUUGGUUUUACCUCUUUAACUUUCUUUACUGUUACCAUUUUUUCACAGCUUUCUGCUAUUGAUUUUGUUGCAACCAAUCUUUGUGGUUGGUGUAGACUUAGAAUGUUGUCAUUUGUUUGAUUCUUUUAUAUUCAACUUUACUUGUUAUUAUUGUUUGUCAUAGCAAAGACCUUGGCAUUUGUUUCCAACUCCUACUGGCCAUAGUUUCUAAUGGAAAGUUGCAAAAUUUAUGUUUUAA
Molecule: messenger RNA, 1910 nt
Organism: Lotus japonicus
Lineage: Eukaryota; Viridiplantae; Streptophyta; Magnoliopsida; Fabales; Fabaceae
Product: S-adenosylmethionine synthase 3
Exons: 3
Coding region: 301-1473 (390 amino acids)
Biological process (GO): S-adenosylmethionine biosynthetic process
Cellular component (GO): cytosol
Molecular function (GO): ATP binding; methionine adenosyltransferase activity
Source: RefSeq, a predicted model, not a curated record